Molecule: messenger RNA, 1947 nt
Organism: Passer domesticus (house sparrow)
Lineage: Eukaryota; Metazoa; Chordata; Aves; Passeriformes; Passeridae
Gene: CYREN
Product: cell cycle regulator of NHEJ
Exons: 3
Coding region: 307-726 (139 amino acids)
Biological process (GO): double-strand break repair via nonhomologous end joining; negative regulation of double-strand break repair via nonhomologous end joining
Cellular component (GO): cytoplasm; nucleus
Source: RefSeq, a predicted model, not a curated record
GGGCCUGCAGAGGGCAGCGGCGGGCGCGCUCGGGGGCGGCGCCGGGCCGGGCCCGCCAGGCUGGCCCCGGGGCUCGUUCCAGCCGUGCCGUGUGCUCCGCAGCUGGCCCGGAGCCAUGUGUGCUCCUUGACGGAGGAUCGAGGGACGCGCGGCCUCACUGCCUGCCUGCCUGAUCAGACACGGGGCUCUGUCGUGACUCGGGUUUUAGGGCGGCCCGGGGCUGCUUUUCCAGCAGCCCGGUCGGGUGGGGAAGCAGCCUCGGUGUGACGGGCGGAAGGCGGCCGGGCGGCGCCGCCCCGCGCGGCCAUGGCGGCGGGCGAGCGGCGGCGGCAGCUCCCGGCCUGGAUGGGGGCGGCGGGGCCCGGGCGGGCGGCGGCGGCCCCGUCCCCCCGGCCCGGGCGGCGGCGGGCGGCGGCGGGGCGCAGGCCGGCGGCGCUGUACUGCAUGAACGAGGCCGAGCUGGUGGAGGUGGCCCUGGCGGUCCUGGCCGAGAAUCUGCAGUGCGAGGAAGGUGAAGAGAACGCCCGGUCCAGGAGCGAAGAGGAGCAGGAGAUCCCACCAACACCAAAGGAGGUUCCUGGAAGCACGGCCAACACGGAUGGAGGCAGUGACCAUGGUCCGGCACUUCCGUCCCCUCCUGGUGCUGCUGCUGAUGCAAAGAGGACAGGCAGGGAGAACUCUGAGGACGAUGUCCUGAAAUAUGUCAGGGAGAUCUUUUUCAGCUGACAUCUCUGACUUCCCAGGAGAAGAGGGCACAGUGGGGAGGGUGUCACCUCCCACAGCCCUGGGAACGGUGGGAGGAGGGCUGUGCAUCCAUCUGCUGGCUUGGUGCCCUUGUAGCCAGUAGGAUACCCAGGAAGGCCAGAGGGGGAAAGGAAGGAGGUACUCAGUUCUCCCACUCUGCUGGGCUCAGUGGGAUUUAGCUCCAGAUUAGGAUGUGUUCAUUUCUGUUUCACAUUUCAGAGCAUGGACAGAUAAAAGAGAAACAUUCGGGUUUCUGUGAGUAUCCCUUUGGUGGGUUGGUGUUGGGCAUAGAAGGGAGCAGGGAGCUGCUGACCUGGAAGACCUUUGCUGGCAGAGCUACAUGGUCAUGGUUCAGCCUUGGGGGCUCCCUUGUCCUUGUGGUCCCUCUGCCACAGCUGCAGUGGGGCCUGGCAGGCUUCCCAUUGGGCCUGGUGCUGAGUUUGCCUCCAGACUCCAGCAGUCUUCCCAAUGCUGAGGAACACGUGCGGGAGCACAGUGUCAGGGGCUGGGACUGCCCUGAGGGGGCUGAUCCCGUGGCAGCGUGCAUGGAGGUCUAGGAAGGGAUGAAGAUGGCUCAGUAUUCUCUUUCCAAUCAAAAAAAGAAGGACAAACAAACCACAUAAGGCCAGCUGUGAGAGCAUGUAUUGAAAUGAAGAAUUGGUCAAAUCAGCAUCAUCCCCACUAAGGCUGAAGCAAGAGAGAAAACAGACCCUCAUGUCCCUUGAAACAAAUUCACUCAACUGCAAAGAAUAUCACUAUUAAGCAGGCGUUCUUUAUUUACAUAAAUUCACCCAGCCACUGGAUGAAUUAAUGCAGUGUAUACUCACAAAGCUGUUACAUACUCACUAUACAGAAAAAUCAGUAACAUAAAACUCAUGUUUUGGAAGAUGAUUAUACGAACCGGACUUAACUGUUUCAGUCUUUUCUGCCAUCUAGUGUCCUUUAGGGUUUAUUACUAACCCAUGUAGGAGUUUUGGUGGUUGUUUAAUCAUCUGCAUCAACUUGUCCUUUAUUGCACUUUCUUUAUCGGUGCAUGCUCAGUCUGUUACCUUGUUUUCAAACUACAAAACUUUCUUUCUGGUGUUACUUCAGUAUCAUCCUAGAUGGCUUCACAGCCUUGAAGGUUGGUUGUUGAUUGGAAGCCUAUUUAAGUUAUAUGUAUCCUAUGUACUUAUGAAGAAAUUACCUAUUUGGUUACCUUUU